Phytomonas sp. Hart1 is the source of this 258-nucleotide messenger RNA. The record is from the annotation of a GenBank genome assembly. NCBI's taxonomy places the organism in Eukaryota, Euglenozoa, Kinetoplastea, Trypanosomatida, Trypanosomatidae.
AUGGGGGGCUAUGGAGGUGAUGCAGAUAUAAUCAUCUUUUGUGAAGGAGCUACGCCAAGAGACGCUCGUGAUGCGGCGAUUCUUGGUGGCCGCGUGCACGUAGUUUCCCUUUUCCAAGAGGACCAAAUCAUCACCACCGCCCAUCAUGGCUUCAUCCUCGCGAAACAAGAUGUAUUCAUCGGUGUAAAUAGGGACCUCGGUGUUCUGCGUCAGACAGUGCAACGUACGCGGCAAUACGUGAUUCAAAAAAGACAUUAA